Messenger RNA from Ruditapes philippinarum (Manila clam), 3826 nucleotides. Its product is annotated as cell death abnormality protein 1-like. Bases 159 to 1799 code for a protein of 546 amino acids. Lineage: Eukaryota; Metazoa; Mollusca; Bivalvia; Venerida; Veneridae. The record is from RefSeq and is a predicted model, not a curated record. Gene Ontology annotation, molecular function: scavenger receptor activity. The transcript has 5 exons.
GUUGACGAAACAUAAUGCGUAAGUUGCUCAAACAUCCUUGUUUAUUUGAAAGUUUUAAACUUUUACAAAUGAUCGCUUCAUCAAUUCCGUCGUGUGUUUUCAAUUUGUUACAACUAUUUAAGUACAUGCACUGAAAAUACAAAAUAGUACAAGUGAAGAUGGAUUGUACAGUGAUAUCUUUGUUACUUAUCUACUUCAGGUUUCUGCCUACAGUUGCAGGUGAAGAAAGUAGUUGUAUUCCAGGACAAUGGGGAAUCAACUGCACGAGCACCUGUCCAGCGUUUUGUUCAAUCCAUGGUUGCGACAAGAAAACUGGUUUUUGUUACGAAUGUCUGAGCGGUUUCCAAGGAAAAUAUUGUGAUAUAUCAUGUCCUUUAAAGUGUCCCUUUUGUGACCAAUACAAUGGAGAAUGUUACACAUCAUGUUCCAUUAACUGUAGAACUUGUAAACAUUCCACCGGUACAUGUUGGUAUUGUAAACCCGGCUGGUAUGGAAAGGAGUGUGAACUGCCUUGCUUUUCAGGUUGUGAUCUAGACUAUUUUAGUUUGGAUUGUGAGAGGAAUGGUAAUUGCAUGCGUUGUCUCAAUGGAUGGUACGGGUCGAAGUGCGAAAAACAAUGCGAGAACUGUUUCGGCGCAUGUUCUAAAUAUUCUGGCUCAUGCAAACAUUGUGUUGCAGGAUUUUGGGGUACAUAUUGUUCGAACAAAUGUAAAGGAACAUGCGAAAUGUGUGAUAAAUCUGACGGGAAAUGUUUGCUUUGCCCGGACAAAUACUGGGGACCUUACUGCUCUCGCCACUGUACCUCCAAAAAUUGCGAGAGGUGUGAUAUAAAUACAGGAAUUUGCAAAAAGUGUAACGCAGGCUACUGGGGUACAGACUGUGAGAAACAGUGUAACAAUUGUACUGACAAAAAAUGUGAUAUUUCAUCAGGCUUAUGUGAAAAUUGUCAGGUGGGGUAUGCAGGCGAAUAUUGCAACAUUAGAUGUGAAACAUCUAGAUGUUCAAAUUGGUACUGUAACAGAAGACAAGGGUUCGCUUGCUCAUUUUGUAAAUAUGGAUAUUGGGGUACAUUUUGUGAAAAUAAAUGUAUUGGAAAUAAUUGCGGACAAUGCAGUAAAGAUUGGGGAAUUUGUACCAAGUGUACCGCUGGGUAUUGGGGACAUUCCUGCGAGAAAAAAUGUCCGGUGAAUUGCAUACUUAGCUGCGACAAAAAUUCAGGUAAAUGUAAUUAUGUAUCCGUACAAGAUACGUUUCAUCACAUUACUGAAUCUUAUUGUAAACCAGGGCAUUGGGGAACUAGGUGUGAAAAUAAAUGUUUAGAAGAAAAUUGCGAGAGUUGUGAUCUUUUAUCUACCCCUGGGCUUUGCUCCAAAUGUAAGCCUGGGUUUUGGGGACAAGACUGCCGGAAUAGAUGCUCACCUGAAAAAUGUAUGAAAUGCAACAAAGAUGAUGGUAUUUGUACUCUGUGCAAGAACGGCUUUUCGGGGAAAAACUGCACUUUACUAUGCCAUGGUCAGUGUCAUUGCUGUAACGCUAUUUCUGGUGAAUGUGUUCUGGACAAAUGCUCGGAUAAUACCGAAACACCAAAUGCAGCAAUAGUCAAUAACAGCUUGCCGAUUGUUGGUAUUGUACUGGUAAUUUGUUCGAUCGUCAUGAUUGUCAUAGUAACAUUGUUUAUUUCCUUAAUGAGAAGUCGCAGAAGGCGAAGGUCAACUAAAAAUUCUGCACAACAUCAGAAUAUUGAAGAUGCUACAGUGUCAUACAGAGGUAAUAUUUUAAUUACCUCUAAUAUUCAGUAACAGAUACAUAAUGUAUAUAUGUUGGAGUGAGCAAGAAAAGGGAAAAAGACUAAGAAUCAAGGCCAGCACACACGAAUGAGACAUACAACGGAUUAGAAAUUGACAGCAGACCGGAAUCUAAUUAUGGGAACAUGAACGUCUCUGAAGAUGUUGAAAACCUGAUCACUUUAGAAAUAUCUAGAAUAUGAAAACAUGCUGAGAAACUGUUAUAUCUGCCUACAUGCACUUACCAUACUACAUGUAUUAUAAUGUAACUGUAUAUUUGAUCAAAAUAGCUAAAUUAUAUUGCAAUGCAAAUUUUAUUGUUUUAUGAAAUACAUAUGUCACGAGUGGCUACAACUGAGAUAUGAUAAUUUUCAUACCACGAGAUAAAUGCUGUAUUUUGUUUAGGAAAAAUGUGAAUUUUGUGUUUAUCAUAUACAUUUCUCUUUUUGACCUUGUAAUUCGAAAGACUUUCAUUACAUUGUGUGUAUUUGCUGAACUAAGAAGAUAGUAGUCUCAGUUUCACAGUAGUGAAAAAUAUUUGUUUACAGUGAAAAUAUGUAAAAUGAAAACUUGCUUUUUAUAUAAUCACUUUUUCUCGAUAUUUCUUUUAUAAAUAUAUUAUUAAUCUAAUUACUGAUAUUUAGCAUUCAUUCAAGUUCUAUGGAUUUAUUAAUUCAUUUCUUGUAUAAACUAUACACAUUCAUAAGGCAUUUAUACGGACAGCUUCUUUAAUGCGGGAAGUCAUUAUAAAAAUCUGCUGAUUUGCUUCUUAUUUUUCAUACGUUUACAUAAGAUGUCGAUUAUGAAGCUACUCGAUAUCCUCGAGAUGCUUGCUAGCAGGCAAAGUAUUUAUUAAGUAUAAUUUUUUAUUUAAUGUGCCAAAUCACAUUUAUUCUAUGUGUUGUUUCGUUCAACAUCAAAUUUAACAUGUGAUUGAAAUUUGUAGAGCGUUUGACAGAUAAUACCUUUCUACUGAAUUUGGAGUGAAUAAGUUCAACAUCAGGUCUAACGUGACCACCCCAGAAAUCAGCCGCGUAAUUUAACGUAGAAGCUACCAAUGAAUCGAUCGAAUAUAUCACAUUGUUUGGACACUGGUAAGUUAAGUUGGUUAAAUUAAACCGUGCUGGGCUUUUCGCUUUUGUGUUCGAUUCCAGUUGCUAUUUUAUAUUAAUGAACGCGCAAAUAUUUAAAAGAAACUACACAUUCUAUAUGAUUGGUGUACAGAUAAAAUUCAAAUUUAGUAUGGCAGCCUUUUACAAAAUGAAACGUAAAUAUUAUGUUCCCAGAUUUCCUAUUAUCGAUUUGUUCGCCUUGAUGUUAUUUAUUUUUUUUUGUUAAAGUAAAGCAGUGUUUUGAAGCGAAGCAUGCGCAUUGCAAGUUUAGUUGAAAGGUUUUAAUGAGUUUAGGCUUUAAAUGAAAUGCAUUAACUUCAAUUUGAUUCGCAAAAAUGAAUGUCGCCAUCAGAUAUAAUUUAAUUUCACGAUAUAAAUAACCAGAAAUCAUCCGUAUAUAAUAUCUGUAUAUUUUGCAUAUAUUGUUUAAUGUUUGGGUGUGGUAUUUUACCGAAGGUUUAGAAUUGUCAUGAUCACAAGGCGGAACUCAUGGCUCAUAACAUUGUAACAAAAUUAUUAAUGUGUCUAUUUACCACGAAUCUAAUUGAAAAUGAGUAUCAUUUUCUUCUUGCCUGCUAAAUAUAUCGUGAAAUAAGGAAAAGAAUAAUAAAACCAUAUAUUUGCAGAUAGUCAACUCUUAAUAAAUUCGAUAGACUGAUGACUAAAGGUAAUGAAAGACAACUGUUAAAUUUAUCAAAAUAUAUAUCUUUUUUAAAUAAAUUAAGGAAUAGUUUAGAAAUGAUAGUAAUUAUAUCUGUAUGACGAUUUAAAUUUACUUAUGUCAAAAUUGUUUAUACAUUGUGUGAGCUUCUUUAUGCAAAAGUAUUAGAUGGCUAAUGAUAUCUCGUGUCAUUUUUCACCUUAUGUCAAUUAUAUAAUAUCGCUUAAAGCAUUGCAAUUCUUAAUUUCUAAAUAAAUGUUGUUGUUGUU